Dunckerocampus dactyliophorus (ringed pipefish) is the source of this 5705-nucleotide messenger RNA. Its product is annotated as ras-related protein Rab-5A. The transcript is spliced from 6 exons. Gene Ontology annotation, molecular function: GTP binding; GTPase activity. The record is from RefSeq and is a predicted model, not a curated record. Lineage: Eukaryota; Metazoa; Chordata; Actinopteri; Syngnathiformes; Syngnathidae. Bases 201 to 851 code for a protein of 216 amino acids.
CAUCGCGCUACAAAGCCAACCGGGAAGUUGAGGCAAGUGGCGGAGCCUGCUGGAGAAUAACCGAAUGUUUCACUAGCUCGCCCGGCCCCAGCGCACAUUAGACGGCUUCAAGCGGUUGUUUUUUGGGAGGACAUUGUGAUCACAUUCAGCGGCUUCGUCUCUUGGCUGACAUUCGAAAGGAAACGUCCGGAGAAAGUGACAUGGCAAGUCGAGGCGGAGCUACCCGACCCAAUGGUCCCAACGGCGGCAACAAGAUCUGCCAGUUCAAGCUGGUCCUGCUGGGGGAGUCGGCGGUGGGGAAGUCCAGUCUGGUGCUCCGCUUCGUCAAAGGACAGUUUCACGAAUUCCAGGAGAGCACGAUUGGAGCCGCCUUCCUGACCCAGACGGUAUGCUUGGAUGACACGACGGUCAAGUUCGAAAUUUGGGACACAGCCGGCCAGGAGCGCUACCACAGUCUGGCUCCCAUGUACUACCGAGGCGCUCAGGCCGCCAUCGUGGUCUACGACAUCACCAAUGAGGAGUCGUUUGUACGAGCAAAGAACUGGGUGAAGGAGCUCCAGAGACAAGCCAGUCCAAACAUAGUCAUCGCCCUGGCCGGGAACAAAGCCGACCUGGCCAACAAGCGAGCGCUCGACUUCCAGGACGCUCAGUCGUACGCCGAUGACAACAGUCUGCUCUUCAUGGAGACGUCAGCAAAGACCUCCAUGAACGUCAAUGAGAUAUUCAUGGCCAUAGCCAAGAAGCUCCCCAAGAAUGAGCCUCAAGCGGCCGGUGGCGGCGGUGGGCGGAACCGGGGCGUGGACCUGACAGAGACGGCCCAAGCCAACAGCCGCAAAUGCUGCAGUAACUAAGACCCCCAACGCACGCACGCACACAGACACACACACACACACACACACACACACACACACACACACAUUGGGCUCCUCAGCUUCCUGACGUCAAACCUUGGUCUUCACCUCUCCCUCCUGGAAUAGCGAAAGACUUUGUAUAGCUGCAUUUCUAAAACCUUUUCUCUUUUUUUUUGUUGACGUUCCUCUUCCUUUUUUUUUUUUUUUUUAUUUUUUUAAGAAGAGUGUGUCAGUAUAAUGGAUGCAUGUUAGCACUACAACACCUGGAGAAAACUUAAACCCCCCCCCCCACCGUCAAAAGACCAGCCUGCCAGCGUGAGGGCGGCCCCUCCCUGAGAUGUCACGGCCUGAACUUUGGAAAUGAGUUCUGCUAUCAUGACGCCUUCGCACGCCAACAAGAUGCUUCCUGUUGUGUCCCAGCCCAGCACGGUUUGUCAGCGUCGUCACCGUGUGGCUCAUUAGCUAGCGCGGCAUGGGAGGGUGUGGGGCGGGGCAGGGCAGAGCUUUGGAGCGCAAAGACCCAACCGGGGGGAGAGUUUUUUUUGUUUUUGGAGGUCAUCUAUGAUGAAGUGAUGUUGAACAUCCCGCUCUGCGACGUCGUCGUCCGGAGGAAAGAGUCGUGAGUUUGGAUUUUGGACGGUCAACACCACAAACGACCACAGGGCUCGUGUGGCUGCCGGCAAGCUCGCCAAGAGAUUCCGAACAAUUGUACAGUCCUAAAGGGAGGGUCCUUGUUGCUUUCUGUUUUUUUUUAUAUUCACUUCUUGUCUCCAAAACUGGUCAAAGCGUAAAGCUGUGGUGGGCUUCUUUUUCUUUUUUCUGUGUAGUGUUAUUAACACAAAAAACCUUCUCUGGUGUCACGUUGGGAAGGAACUUUGACUUGCAUUGCACAGUGUUGAUCAUGUCUUCAUUUUAUAUGAGCGAGUUCUUGCUGUGACCCGCUAACUCUCAGCUCCGUCACGGCAAAGUGGAUUUUAACCCUGGAACAACACGACUGUGAUGAUGGACUGGUCACCUGCAACUUAAUAAAUUCAAUUAAGAAGCUUCUUGGACGUCCCCCUACCCCCCACUCUGGCUGUGUGACGUCAUCAUGUGUUGCUCUCCCAGUGAUGGCCGCGCGGGGGCAGUAGUGCACCGUGACCCCUCCGGGCGAUCCAAAUAUCAACUUCAUUGAUUUAUCACACGAGUGGCAGCCCCAUGCUAACAUCAAAUAUCUAUAAUGGAAUAAAUGUUACACUUGUCUUAAAAUCUUAAGUGCUCGUAUGUGACAUGUCCACGCAGGCUUUGACCUUGGGGAGGUCAACACGAGCGCCAUCCUUAUUGGAGCAACAGCUGUGCCGUUUGAAGACAUUUCCUCUGUGCUCGUUGGGUCGGGGGGGGGGGGGUGACACAAGCUGCAGAGGAAGCAGUUACAACGGGGCAGCCACCUGGAGAUGCUGCAUGAGCUUCAUGGAGGAUGUGUGAGCGACAGCGAAGGUCACACCUCCAAAUAGAACUCGUGACCCCUGGAUCACGUUCACCGGGACACUGAAAGAGGCAGUAGUACUGAUAACAUGUCCCAGUUGGUGCACGUGCACAGGCAGUCAUAAAAAAAAAAAGAAUAACGAGAAAUAAAAAUGUGCCCAUUGAGCUGUUGUAUUUAGGAUUUAAACACAUUUUGAAAGAAAGAAAAUCAUUUUAUUAUUUUGCUGUUACUUGGUAUUGAGCAACCUGUAUUGGCAUUUCAAAAGAUAAAUACUCCAACGGAGUGACUCCCCAGUAGGAAAGUUGAAGUAACGGUACCUGACGAGCACCCCCGUCGCGGUGGAAACAGUAGUGAACAACAAUGUCAUCUAUGUGUUUAAAAAUAAAGGAUAUUUUAGCGGGCGAUCCAAAUGUUGGCGAUAACACUCUGUCAGAUGUGUUUAAAGUCACAAGUGUAUCAUUAAAAAGGAGAGAAGAAAGCUUGUAAAUAUUGCAGUCCAUUCACGGUGAGUGCAACAACAGUAGUGGAUUUGGUGCAGCUGCCUCUUUUUAGCUGGAAUUUUAUCUUGACCACGCGUCGACUAAAGAAAAAGAUGUGUGCUCAUGGCUCACGUGAAGAUUAUUUUUCAACAAACAGAAGCAGGCCUCAUUUUGGCCUGGGAUCUUGUAGGUGAGGUACGAACGUAGACGAACUGGUAAAUUGAGAGCCUUGCCAGGAAGCUGAGCAAUCAGCAGUGAAUGAAUGAAAAUCCAUUUUUAUGGCAAACGCUUGUUAAAUACGAGUUCACUCUCUGCUGUGGCAUCUGUCAGCAGGCAAGAGAUCAGAUCAGCUUCUGGAAGGUUCUGCUAGGAGAUUGGAAUCUUGCAGCUACACCUCCACCUCAUGACUCACUCAUCCACACGUUUAAGACGUCUUCUGCUGGCACAUUUUGAUUUAGCGGCAGCAUCUGACACGAUGGUUGUGAUGACUUUACAGGCAGCAAGUCGUAUUGUCCGUCUCCUCUUCUGUCUGCCUACACGAGAUCUUCAUUGUUCUCUGCCGUUUUUCAAGCGUGAGAAGCUCUCCAAAAGACCUGCUUGACUUCCUGUGUGUUACUGCACACUAAGUGUAAACGUGAGCAAAUGAGGCCUGAUUGUUUGUGUGCUUACUGAAAGGAGCAUUUGGAGAUGGAGCGAGACAACACAAAGCAUCACUUUGGAUUGCUCCUUUAGGUGACGGGCGGCGGGAAAUCAACAAUGUGUGGAAAUAAAACGCCUUUUUGCAUUAUGGCUUUUGCAGAGUGGACCCAUAAAAAAAACCCCAAAAACAACAAAAAAAUGUGGUUUUCAUGACGUCUUUGUCGUACAACAAUCCAGAUGUUUCCGUGGGUUGUGGUUUUAGAAGUCAACUGCUGGAGUUUGAAUGCUGCUAAUGCUAAUUGUCUUUCAUAAUGCUAAUGUCUUUAACACUGCUAUGAACAUCAUUUUGUACCCGAUUCCCCCUUCCAACCAAAGUCAGCAAGGGCCCAGUUUAAGAUGAUUUGGUGUGUCAUAGAAGAUUUGUUUUCCCCCUCAGUAGCGGCCAUUUGGACUGAUCUUUCAAGGCACACAGAAUAUUGUGUUGAUUGGUUAUAUAAACAUAACCUACCAAAAGAAACAUUACACUCCCAUCUUUCAUCAGGAAGAAGAAGUUUGUUUCUACCUUUUGGUGGAUGAAAAGCUGAAAGGAUAAAGUCCCAGUAAUGUUUCCGUGUGGAUAGCCCUUAGGGUUAGAGUUGGGGGUUUGGGUUAUGGAUGGGGCUCACUUUUGGUUAGGAUUUGGUAAUGGAUGGGGCUGAGUCAAGAUUACGGUUAGCUUUAGGGUUAGGUUUUGUGUUGGGUUAGUGUUUUUUACUUAUUUUCAUAUCGAUAUCACUUUUUAACUACAUCCAUUUUCUAUGCGGCUAUGCGGCUAGCCCUCACUAGGGUCAUGGUUACUUUUUAACUCGUACUUCUAAUGUUAGACCCGUACUUGGACUUGAGCAAAAUGUCCUGUGUGUUUAUCUAUUAGCACUGAUGACACUUUGACCUCCACCAAACAUUUCGAGACUCAGCAUUUUAGAAAUGUUUUCUGUGUCAGACAGAAUUCCCGUGUUAAAACACUGAAGUUACUUGAAUUUCGACGCACGGUGAGGAUUUGUUUGCAAUCAAGUGACUCCAAAGGUCUUGCUCUCAUUGUGACAUUCUCAGGAGAACAACGCUGAGAGCCUAAAAUAACUCUGGAGUCAAAAGUUGAAUGCACAAACGCACAAGAGCAUCAACCCACGCAUGGACGUAAGAGCAACUGCAUUUUAUGUCAGCAGCUACAAAAUGGGGGUGCAUCAGUGUAAUGUGUCCCACGUCCGAUCAAGAGACCUGCUGAAGUACUUUUAACUCUUGCUAGGUGGUAGCAUGAUAACUGUUAGCAUGUGAGCUAUUUUACUCAUGUCAAAAUGCAAAUACUUACAUGGCAUGACGUAGGAACAUUAUAGAACUACCUAGACCGUUAUCUCCCUAGGUGGUAGCAUGCAACUGUUAGCAGGUAAGCAUUUUAACCAUUUCAUUUAUUUAAAUAAUAUAAAAAUACUCUGUGGUCUGACGAGACAAAAGUUGCACUUUUUGGAAGGUGUGUGUCCCAUUACAUCUGGCGUAAAAGUAACACCGCAUUUCAUACCAACAGUAAAACGUGGUGGUAGUGUGAUGGUCUGGGGGACCUGGAAGACUUGCUGUGAUGAAUGGAAGCAUGAAUUGUGCUGAAGGAGAAUGUUGGUGACCUCAAGCUGAAAGCAACUUGGGUUCUGCAGCAGGACAAUGAUCCAAAACACACCAGCAAGUCCACCUCUGAAUGGCUGAAGACUUUAGAGUGGUCUAGUCCAAGUCCUGACCUGAAUCCUAUUGAGAUGCUGUGGCAUGACCUUAAAAAGGAAAAGCCUCCAAUGUGGCUGAAUGACAACAAUUGUGCAAAAUUCCUCCCCAGCGCUGGAAGAGACUCAUUGCAAGUUAUCACAAACGCUUGAUUGCAGUUGUUGCUGCUAAGGGGGGCCAACCACUUAUUAGCUUUAAGGGGCCAUCGCCUUUUUUUUCACUUUUUUUGGAUGUUAUUCUCCCUUAAUAAUAAAAAGUUUAAUUUAAAAAGUGCAUAAAGUGUUGAGUUGUGUUGUCAUUGACUAAUAUUUACAUUUGUUUGAUGAUCUGAAACAUUCAAGUGUGACAAACAAGCAAAAAAAAAAAUAAAUGAGGAAGGGGCAACACUUUUUUCACACCACUUUAGAUGCUCCUAACACCUUUCAGUACUUAGUGCCAUCUUGCAAAGUGAUAACAUGGUAGCUGUUAGCAUUGUUAGCAUUCACGUUUCCCAGGUGUUCGGGUUAGGUAGCGAGACCAUUUCAAAUU